Rhizopus microsporus ATCC 52813 is the source of this 915-nucleotide messenger RNA. Its product is annotated as mitochondrial carrier. The coding region runs from base 1 to 915 and encodes 304 amino acids. Gene Ontology annotation, biological process: mitochondrial transport; carnitine transmembrane transport. Gene Ontology annotation, cellular component: mitochondrial envelope. NCBI's taxonomy places the organism in Eukaryota, Fungi, Mucoromycota, Mucoromycetes, Mucorales, Rhizopodaceae. Gene Ontology annotation, molecular function: O-acyl-L-carnitine transmembrane transporter activity. The transcript is spliced from 4 exons. The record is from RefSeq and is a predicted model, not a curated record.
AUGUCUGAUACCGAACCUGUUGUUGCUGACGUUCAAUCAAGUACUGCUUCUUCAGUCAAGUCAUUCCUUUCCGGUGGUUUUGGUGGUAUGGCCGCUGUCUUGGUUGGUCAACCUUUUGAUCUUGUCAAGGUUCGUCUUCAAACUAGUGAAGGUGUCUACAAGAACACGUUUGAUUGCUUUAAGCAAAUCAUCAAAAAGGACGGUGUUCUCGGUUUAUAUCGUGGUAUGUCUGCUCCCUUGGCUAGUAUUACGCCCAUCUUUGCCGUCAGUUUCUGGUCCUAUGACCUUGGUAAGAAGAUUUGUUACGCUGCUAGAACCGAUAAAUCCAGUACAGACACACAUCUCACUUUGGCUGAGACUACAUUCGCCGGUGCCUUCUCUGCCUUCCCCACCACAUUGUUCAUGGCACCUUCUGAGCGUGUGAAAGUUUUGAUGCAGAUUCAAGGACAAGGAGGUGAAGCCAAGUAUAAGGGUCCAGUAGAUGUUGUUCGUCAAUUGUAUAAGGAAGGUGGUAUUCGUUCCAUCUUUAGAGGUACUGGUGCUACCCUUUUACGUGAUUCCCCAGGCUCAGCUGCUUAUUUCGUUGCUUAUGAGCUUGUCAAAAAGCAACUUACACCUGCUGGUUCUCGUCCUGAGGACUUGAGUUUCGGUGCUGUCUUAUUUGCUGGUGGUAUGGCUGGUGUUGCCAUGUGGACCAUUGCUAUUCCUCCUGAUGUUCUUAAAUCUCGCUUACAAUCUGCACCAGCUGGUACUUAUACAGGUUUGGGCGACUGUCUCAAGAAGACCUUAAAGACAGAUGGGCCUACUGCCCUCUUCAAGGGACUUGGUCCAGCCAUGUUGAGAGCUUUCCCUGCCAAUGCUGCCACUUUCUUGGGCGUUGAAUACUCUAUGAAGGCUAUGAAUGCCCUCUUUUAA